Cajanus cajan (pigeon pea) is the source of this 2610-nucleotide messenger RNA. Its product is annotated as phototropic-responsive NPH3 family protein NPY5. Gene Ontology annotation, molecular function: protein binding. The record is from RefSeq and is a predicted model, not a curated record. Lineage: Eukaryota; Viridiplantae; Streptophyta; Magnoliopsida; Fabales; Fabaceae.
UGGCCUCGAUUAGUGAAAAAGAUCCUUUUCCUCACUCUAGCUUUUUAGCAUGUUCACAUUCUUUUUGAAAUCUAAACUGACGGUGGUUUCUCUUUAAGAGGUGUUUGCAAAUUGCAGCUAAGAUUUGUGUCCAAAUAAUCAAGAUGAAGUUUAUGAAACUUGGAUCCAAGCCUGAUACUUUUCAGAAUGAUGGGAAUAAUAUCAGGUAUGUAACAACUGAAUUGGCAACUGACAUAGUCAUUAAUGUUGGAAAUGUAAAAUUUUAUCUCCAUAAGUUUCCUCUUUUGUCAAAAAGUGCACGGUUCCAAAAGCUGGUUACAAACACUGAUGAGGAGAACAAUGAUGAAGUCCAUAUCCAUGACAUUCCUGGAGGACCUGCUGCUUUUGAAAUAUGUGCCAAGUUCUGUUAUGGUAUGACAGUCACACUUAAUGCUUACAAUGUUGUCGCUGCUCGUUGUGCAGCAGAAUAUCUUGAGAUGUAUGAAAUUGUUGAGAAAGGAAAUCUUAUCUACAAGAUUGAAGUCUUCCUCAACUCCAGCAUUUUCAGGAGUUGGAAAGACUCUAUUAUUGUUCUUCAAACUACCAAGUCUCUUCUUCCAUGGUCUGAGGAACUUAAGGUAGUGAGCCAUGGCAUUGACUCCAUAGCCACAAAGGCUUCAAUUGAUACAUCAAAGGUGGAGUGGUCAUACACAUAUAACAGGAAGAAGCUACCAUCUGAAAAUAGCAAUGAUCCCCACUUCAAUAGUGUGAGGAAACAACAAAUGGUUCCAAAGGACUGGUGGGUGGAGGACCUUUGUGAGCUCCAACUUGAUCUCUAUGAACGAGUUAUAACUACAGUUAAAGCCAAAGGUUGUGUUUCUGGUGCUGUAAUUGGAGAAGCUCUAAAUGCUUUUGCCUCAAGAAGGAUGCCUGGCUUCACAAAGGGCAUGAUCCAGGGAGGAGAUAUUGUAAAGAAUAGAUUAUUGUUGGAGACUAUAAUCCGAAUAUUACCUGUGGACAUAGGCAGUGUCUCCUUCAGUUUGUUGGUAAAGUUAUUAAGGCUAGCUAUUCUGUUGGAAUGCGAAGAGUUGGAGAGAUCUGAACUGAUUAGGAGACUAGGUAUGUGCCUUGAGGAGGCUAAGGUGUCUGAUUUAUUAGUUCGUGCCCCAGUUGGUGAGGCAAUUUUUGAUGUUGAUACCGUUCAAAGGCUAGUAGAAGAGUUUGUAGCGUGUGAUCAACAUGUUCAGACAGAUUCUCUGUUGGAAGAUGAAUUUCAGGAGAUCAGAAGCCCCAGGAUGGUAUCAGACCCUUCUAAGGCUAAGGUGGCAAAACUGGUAGAUGGCUACCUUGCUGAGAUUGCAUGUGAUCCAAAUUUACCUCUUUCAAAAUUUGUUAAUCUUGCUGAAUUAGUAUCAAGCUUUCCAAGAGCAUCUCAUGAUGGGCUUUAUCGUGCUAUUGACAUGUAUUUAAAGGAGCAUCCUGGAAUCAGCAAGAGUGAAAGAAAAAGAAUAUGUAGGUUGAUGAACUGCAGGAAGUUGUCUGCAGAGGCUUGCAUGCAUGCUGUGCAGAACGAACGGCUUCCCAUGCGUGUCGUUGUGCAGGUUCUCUUCUUUGAACAGAUGAGAGCUACAUCUUCAGGAGACAUCAGCACUCCGGAUCAUCCCGGAUCAACCAGGGCCUUUCUUCCUGGUGGAUCUCAUGGGAGCUCAAGGUCUACUAUAACAAACGGAGAAGAGGAAUGGGAUGCUGUGGGUAAAAUGGAUGAAAUAAAAUCUCUGAAAGGUGAACUCGAUACACUAAAAUUAUCAAGUGGAAGCAGCGGUGCCAGCAGCAGAAACGACAAUGAUGGCGGUAAAGGCAAUACUGCUAGUAAAAUGAAAGGCCUCAUGUCAAAGAAGAUACUCUCUAAGAUUUGGUCAAGCAAAGAAAAAAGUGGUGAGCUAACUAGCUCUGACACAUCAGAGAGCCCCGCUUCUACUGUUGUAGAGGAAACAAAAUCUACCCCAUCUAGAAGUAGGAGACAUUCGGUAUCUUAGACCAUGUUCUGCACACUUUAGAGCUCCAUUAAAUUAUUGUGUAAUCAUCUCACUCAAGUAGCAUCAGGAGUUAGAGGAUACUGACAUAUUCCAGCUGAUACUUCAAUCAGUUCAUUGUAACUGUGAGCAAAUGUUGGCAUGUGACUAAACAUGAAGCACCAAAAGUAUAUGUUCAUUGUGACUAUAUCAUACCCCUAGGGAUGCAACUUCCAAUCAGCCAUUACUGAUCGUAGGUUAGAUGUGAGCUCUUGUAGUGAGUGACCCAGUUUUGACUAUUCGAGAUUGGUUUGUGACUGCCAGAACUUGUAAGCAUAGUUUUAAAGGGAAAAAAGGAGGAUAACUAGAACCAAUCUGAUGAGGGUGCAGAUAGUUUGAACUUUGAACUUUGAAAGGCUUGUGUUGGGAGUAUUACUUAGCUUGGAUCCGUCAUUGAUGUUCAUUUGAGUAUGGGCUCUAAAACCUGUUAUACUUAAAAUUUACCAUUAUUGAAAUACGAACAGGAGACAUUGAGCAUGGCAAAUUUGAAUUUUACAAAUAUCUUAGACAAGAUAUCUUAUAUGAAAGAUUGAGAAAUCAGAGAAUUCAAAUUCAUUAA